Messenger RNA from Megalops cyprinoides (Indo-Pacific tarpon), 4030 nucleotides. RefSeq names its product ring finger protein 216 (gene rnf216). Bases 161 to 2674 code for a protein of 837 amino acids. The record is from RefSeq and is a predicted model, not a curated record. The transcript is spliced from 17 exons. NCBI's taxonomy places the organism in Eukaryota, Metazoa, Chordata, Actinopteri, Elopiformes, Megalopidae.
UAGCAACGCGCCGACCACUAGGUUAUGUUCGUGUUUUUGGAACUGUGUGUUACGGCAGGCCAGUGCCAAGCUUUCUGAAAUGUGCAUAUUCCUCAGGAGUAUGCUGAGCUGGUCAGUGUGAGUGGAAGAGUGAAGACUGAGGGAGUCUGUGCAACUGACGAUGGCAAAUGAAGCAAAUGAUGAUGACGUCAUUCAUUUGGCCAGUUUCCGCAGACAUCGGGGGCAAGAUGGUGAAGUUAGAAAUGACCUUUUCAUCACGAUAUCUGACGACUCGGAUGAGGAGGUGCUUGUGGGCGUACCAAAUCACUCCAUCCAUGUGAAUACUGAGGGAGAGGACGACGCUGAGGAGGACGAUGUGAUUGUAGCGCCCUUGAUCCCGGUGCGUCCCAGUGUAAUCCGACCAGCAGCUCCCUGGGGCGGGGGCCUCUCCCAGGGACCAGCAGAGAGCAAAGACAGAGCCCCAGCAGAGGCACAGCCAGCCACGCACUCUGAGACAGGAAGCAAAGAUGUUUUUGUCUCUAAGGCAGGAGACCAGAGCGCAGUGCCGUCCACUUCCAAUGCCCACUCUCUGCCAACACCUACAGACCAAGGGUCUGACCCUAACAGAGGAGUUUUGAUCCCAGCAGCACCUCAGCCAUUGGGCCCCCUGGAGGCUGGUCCUGAAAUUGUAGCUGGCAGCCAGCAAAAGGUGGACAUCGUAACGGAGGUACCCUCGACCUCCUCUCAAACGCAGCCAGCAGAACAGCAGCAGCAGCAGGCGCUGCCGCCUCUUGCCCCAGCUGUGUUUUUCGUGGAAGAGAGGCCCCAGAGAGCAGCGCAGUCCACAGCGCGGGAGGUGAUUGAUGACGAGAGGCCUGGGCCUUCCAGCGCUGGCGGGGGUGACCCCACACAUCUAACCACCCUGGUGAAGGGAGUGAUGGACCUCUUUCCGGACGUGAAGGAAGAAUUUAUAACGAAUUGGAUAAAGAGGCACAAUGCAAAGGAUCUAAAUUUAAUUUGCAACUUUUUGCUGGAGAACCCUGAGUAUCCAAAGAAUGAAAAGAGCUUUGUGUUGAAUCAGCAAACCAGUAUUCUUCUGGAAGCAAACAAUAAUGAAAUACAGGAGAAAGAAAACUAUUUUGAUUUCUCCAAGCUCGGCAUGGCUGAUACUCGUACAUUCAUUCAGGCUGCAGACCUGCUCAUGGGGGAUUUCAAAAUGUUGAGCAGCCUGGACAUCAAAUGGGCGCUUAGAUCUCUGAAGGGACACUAUGCAAUCACUCGCAAGGCCUUAUCCGAUGCCCUGAAGACAUGGGGAGAACAUUCUACUGAAUCAACGGGGAAGAAGCGGAAAGCAAUGAACCAGUUCUCCUACAUGGAUUUCAAGUUUGAACAAGGUUCAACUAAGCUUGAGAAGCGCAUGUUCUUCCUGGAGAACAAGAGAAGAUACUGGAGGUCUUACAACUGGAAGUCACUUCCACCAGCUUUGCAGCGUGAGGUUCGGUUUUAUGAACAGAAAAUGAAGGAGAUGGCUGAGCAUGAAGAUUUCUUAUUAGCUCUACAGAUGAAUGAGGAACAAUAUCAGAAGGAUGGCCAGCUGAUCGAGUGCUGCUGCUGCUAUGGCGAGUUCGCCUUUGAGGAAAUGACACAGUGCACCGAUGGCCAUCUGUUCUGCAAGGAGUGCCUGGUGAAGUACGCUCAGGAGGCUGUGUUCGGCGCGGGGAGGUCGGAGCUGAGCUGCAUGGAUGGGAAUUGCAUGUGUGCGUUCCCCACCAGCGAGCUGGAGAAGGUGCUUCCAGAGAACAUCCUGCGCAAGUAUUACGAGAGGCAGGCCGAGGAGGCUGUGGCAGCUACCUGUGCCGACGAGCUCGUCAGGUGUCCUUCGUGUAACUUCCCUGCACUGCUGGAUAAAGAUGUUUCUCUGUUCAGCUGCCCCAACCCUCGCUGCAGAAAGGAGACCUGCAGGAAGUGCCAUGUUGUGUGGAAGGACCACGUGGGCAAGACCUGCGAGCAGGUGAUGGAGCAGGACGAGAUCCGCAUCAGGGUUGCCUUCGAGGAGAAGAUGACCGCGGCACGGGUGAGAAAGUGUCACAGGUGCGGCAUGGGCCUGGUGAAGUCGGAGGGCUGCAACAGAAUGUCGUGCCGCUGCGGGGCCUUCAUGUGCUACCUUUGCAGGCAGCCCAUUAAUGGGUAUGACCACUUCUGCCAGCACGCCCGCACACCCGGGGCAGAGUGCCGGCACUGCAAGAAGUGCUCCCUGUGGUCCGACCCCACGCAAGAUGACGAGCGAAUCAUCAGUGAGCUCCAGAAAGAGGCAGAGGCAGAACUGCUAAAGAAGAACUCAGGGAAAAAGAGGAAGCAGGUUGGCCCUCCCCCGGAGCCUGUGGCCGCCAAGGUGCCCUGCCAGGCCCCUCCACUGGUCGACAGGGGGCAGGGAGACCAGGCUGUGCCGCCCCACGGCCUACACCCGCUCCUGCUGGUGCCCCCGCAGAUGAUGCUGCCCCAACUCCACCACCACCCGCUCCACAUUCGACCCAUCCCCGCCCCCUACGUCCCCCCGCCACGGGACGCCCCCAUGAACUUAAACCCCCCCUUAAACAUGAACCCUCUCAUGAACUUAAACCCGCCCAACAUGAACGAGGACUUCAACAUACCUAUGCAUUUUGGACCAGCCCUCAACUUCUACAGGCCCCGCUGAACACACCCCUACCCCCGAACUCCCCUGAACGAUCCCCUUUUCUAAAUAAAGUUGCACCUUUUAUAUUGGGCAUAAACACGUGUAUGGAGGUACUCCCUUUGCUGUCUUAGUAGGAAGCUCAGGAUGAGGCCCUUGGCCCCUGGAGGAAUGCUCUCUCUUCCUGAUGCGUGCCUACUCUUGCACCACAGAUGGUGAUAUGCCAAAACCUUCUGUUGUUUAGCGCAUUGUUUCAGCCCACUGUGGGUAUGCCUACCAUUAUAAGACUGAAGAGUGAACUGUGAGAGUUCUCCACUCACCUCUUCAGCUUGACCUGUGGGGAUCGGUAUAAUACGGUCCAUUUGAUUAUUUUUUAUUUUUUAUUAGCCACAUUCUUACAGGUGGUUUGCAAAAUUCUGCUGCAUCAAGGGUGCUUCACGUGUAUUUUGGUGACAUCAUACAAGUAAUGCCAGAACCGGUGCAGAGGCCAGCAGUGCUAUUUAGUUUGCAGAACAACAAUGUGCAGUUUUAAAUCCCUCAUUUAGUUUCAGGUAUUCAGUGCACUGUGCUGCUUAAUGUUGUGUUAAAGCAAAUGACACGUUAAACCCGUGCUACCCAAGCCUGGUCCCGGCCCUGGAGGGCCUCCGUGUCUGCAGGUUUUUUUGUGUUCAGGUUUGGCCCCUAAUGAUUAGGUUCAUCAGGUGGGAGUCUCGAUUGAGCCAGUUUAGCAUCUCUUCUCCAGUCCAGAGUGCAUUAGCAGUUUAAAGAAAGCUAGAACAUGCGGCUAGAUCAUGUCUGUCCAGGACUGGCGUUGAGUAGCUCUGACCUAGAUGAGUCCAGACCACUGCUUGUUGUAGGAUGUGUCUCAUGUCCUCUGAUAUGUCUGGAAUGUGUGUAGAGGUGAGGGUAGUGCCAUGGGAUAUUUUGACAUUGGAGGGGAAUAGUAACACUUUACACACAAGUCUUUCUGUGUGUGAGGUACCUCUCCAGCCCUGUACUGUCAGUGACUAAAUGCCACAAGGAGUACAACUGCCUCUUGUCUAAGGGCCACUCCAGUUAUUGUCAGCACCUUAGUGGUUUAGGGUGUUUUUUUCUGUUUAAUCCUAUGUAGAGUUGUAAGUACUGUUGAGUACAGGGAAAUGUCACAGAACUGGAAAGUGUAUGGACAUUCAAAUGUUAUACCUUUCUUACAUUUUACACCCCUCUUUUAUACUCCUUUUCCUCCAAGUUUGAACUGAAAACAAGAGACUCACCCUUGAAAACCUAAGUCCAAGUUGAGUGCCUGCGGUCUCUUACUCAUUCUUUGCUCUAAGAGAUAAAAAGCACAAACCAUUCAAGCGUAUAUGUUCAGUAGGGGGAUGGAUCUUACUUGAGGGAAAA